AUGUCAACUCUUCCUGUAUCUUCCUUCGAUGAUGACACACCAUCUGACUUACUUGGUCCAUUCAGAUUCCUGGUGAAAGCUUCUUUGCUAGACUGCUCCACAAAAUCUAAGUGUUGUUCUGUUUUCACAUGUCUUUUGGGAGUUGUUAUGGUUGUGGUAACGCUAAUAAGAAUCUCAUUUUUAAUGGAAGCAGUUGGAGCUCCGUUAGAAUUAGGAUGGGGAGAAGGAAUUUUCUUCGGGUAUCCUGGUUUAACUGGAUUUGUAUUUUCCCUAUGCCUUUUUGGAUGGACUAAAAAUGGUUUGAUCCCAAAGUUUUGCAAGCGACUGGUUCGGGUUCGAAUGUUAAGACAGGCGGCAAACUCAAAAUUAGAUAAAUUCCGAAUCCUACAUGGUCUUGCACUUGGCUUCUCAAUUCCUUGGUUUGUAGCAAUGAUGUCUUGGAUAAUUUACAAUUUUGUUCAUGGAAAAGUUUAUUAUGGAGGCCCUGAACAAAGUAUUGCCAAACGCAUCUUCCUUAUCAUAUCCAACUUCUACGUUUGGUUUAUUUCUACUGUUUGCCUUGCAAUUUACAUAUUCAUCUCGGCCGCUUUAAAUCGGGAAGUCAGCUAUUUCAAUGAAGAGCUGAAAAAAGCCAAAGAAGAAAAAACGCUGAGAAAUAUUGGUGUUCUGGAGAAAUUCGAUUUCCGCCAGAAUCAGAUUCUCGAGAUGAUCUUGUUUGCUCAUGAGUCACUGUCAAGUCUUGGUGGAUUUGUUCCGUUGUUCAUGUACUGGGGUCUGGCCAAUGGCGUCUACCUUACAUCAUUCGUCUACGACGUGCCUCUUCUCUACGCUAUAAUAGUUGGCUUCAACCUUGCCUCCAUAAUCUUCUACAAUGUAUUCGUUAUGUUCCCCGCAAUAAUUUUACAGGAACAUCUGAAAACUACCACGAGAAUUUUGAUCAAUAAUGAUGAGUUUGAAUGCUCAAAAGAUCCAAUUGUAUACCAAACUUAUCGUAUUAUGAUUGAUCGCUUCCAAAAAGUUAACACUAACAUUUCAAUUAUUGCUUCCCUACCAAUAACAGUUCAAACUUUUGCUGCUUGUUCAUUUGUAGCUCCAAAUUUGGGUUUUCUGUUGAUAAUGGUCAAAAAUGUUAUUCUUGUAAAUGGUGGUCACGUUUGA
Molecule: messenger RNA, 1158 nt
Organism: Caenorhabditis elegans
Lineage: Eukaryota; Metazoa; Nematoda; Chromadorea; Rhabditida; Rhabditidae
Gene: srr-8
Product: Serpentine Receptor, class R
Exons: 5
Coding region: 1-1158 (385 amino acids)
Source: RefSeq, marked reviewed